CAGUAGUCGCGAUUCGACCGCGGUACCAUCAACACAAUUCCGCAGGUUUCCGCGGUCGUUACUCUCAUUUGGUACACAAACUAGUAGAAAGUUGUUUUUUUUUUCAAAUUAGCACUAUUCAGUUUGGAAAAUUUUAUAAUUGGAUAUACCGUAUAACUUUAGACGAAGUGUCCGAAAUGACGGUCACAAUAUUAGCAAAGCCGGAAAUGGUGUCAGGAGAUUCUUCGGACAACGAAACCUGCUGCACAGCCUACGACGAUAGUUCGAAGGAAGUCGAACACAAUCACGAUCAUACGGACAAACUUCUUGAAGAUUUGUCCCAAAACGAAGAUGAUCAAUCUCAAGGAACCUCCGAACCUGAUGAUUGUGAUGAAAUGUACUAUCAAAAAGCUAGACAAUUGUUAUCGUUUGACGAGGCUCCUGAAUAUAUGAAACAUAAUGCUUUUAUUAGGAAAGGUUAUAGGGGAUUAUUGGAUACAGAAUUAUGCAAAGAAAGUGUUUUCUGGUGGACGAACGAAACGAUAAAUAUUUGGUCACACAUAUUUGGCUUUGUGCUUUUCAUUAGCCUCACUGUAUACGACUUGGCUAUAUUGAAAAUUGAGGCUCCCGUUAGCGAUAAAAUUCUCGUAGGAGUUAUUCUGUUUUUCUUUCAGGCUUGCAUGGCCCUAUCAGCCAUCUACCAUACAUUUUGCUGUAGAUCAGAAGAGGAUUGUCAAUAUUUUUUAACCUACGAUCUCUUUGGAAUCGCUCUAUCGCUCUAUGGCAUUUAUGUGUCUGGAAUUUAUUACGCCUUUUGGUGCGAUCAGUUUCUACAAAACUUCUACUUGGUCACCGUAACAGUAAUUUUCAUAGUUGCAAUGGUCAUGCAAAUACCAAGCCUUGGAAUUAACGAUAAUGUGAAAAUUUUAACGUUCGUAUCUUGGGCCGCCUAUGGAGUAAUACCCACAUUCCAUUGGGGUACCAAAAUGGGAUGGUUCGAAAGUCCUGUUGUCGCACUUCUUCUACCAAGAGUAUUGGGAAUGUACCUCAUAAGUGGAAUAGCUUUCCUAAUCUACAUCACGAAAAUUCCAGAAAGGUGGGCGGCCGGAAAGUUCGACUUUGUGGGCCAUUCUCACCAGUGGUGGCACUUUUUUGUGGUCGGUGCCCUUUAUUACUGGCAUAACACUGGUAUGAUAUAUGUGGAUUAUAGAUUGAACCAUGCUUGCGCUAACAGCAUGAGAAUAUUGUAGUAAUUUAGCAUUUUGUAGUUUAAUAAGUCCUUCUUGCCAAUAUUGCAUCAUUUUCCUUUUUAGUAAUUUUGUGUUAUAUACAAGAUAUUGUAUUAUUAUUUAUAUAUGUGCAAAUUUCAAUUGUUGGGGAUUUAAGGUUUUUGUUAAAUGUUAACCACCCUGUGAUAGUUUGUUAAUUAUUAUAUUCCUAUACAGGGUGUAUAUUUUAAGUGAUACCACUAUUGCUAUAUCCGAAACGGUCAAAGCUACAAGGUCGGUUAAAUUAGAAAAAAGUUGCCUUUUUUGAUGUCCAUUCAAGACUCGUUUACAGUGUUGCCAAAUUCCUUUUAGUUUAUGAAAUACAAGGUGAUUUCUAAAAAACGCCCAAAAAUAUUCUAUCAAAUAUUUCGAAAACUAUUUAUUUUCGGGACACAAUUUAAAUUUGAAAGUUUUAUAAUUUUUUUCGCUCUACAACAGGGCAUCUUCAAAUUUCGAAUCCGACGUUUCGUGGUUAAGCUCCCAUUAUCAACUUCAUUUUUUUAAAUACGGACCUGGAUUUUUUAUGACAUUUUAAGAAAGCACCUUCUAUUCUUUUUUCAACGAUAUACCUCUUAAGUAUUAUUGGUCGACGUUUCUGAUCUAAAAAGUGAUCAUCAGUGAUUUUUACCAAAAUUUUACCUUAAUUCGGACCUAGUUAUGAACCUGUAUUUCAGAAACUGAAAGGAAUUUGGCAACACUGUAAAGGAAUCUUAAAUGGGCAUCAAAAAAGACGACUUUUUUCUAAUUUGACCAACCUUGUAGCUUUUACCGUUUCGGAUAUAGCAAUAGUGGUAUCACUUAAAAUAUACACCCUGUAUAUACCCUAAUGUUUAGUGUUAUUAUAUUAACCAUUAAUUUUGUAUUUGUUUGUUAUUUAUUAUGCAAUAUGACUGUCCAAAUUAAAUUAAAUAAAAGUAAAAGUGAUUUAA
This is a messenger RNA of Ceutorhynchus assimilis (cabbage seed weevil), 2176 nucleotides long. The record is from the annotation of a GenBank genome assembly. NCBI's taxonomy places the organism in Eukaryota, Metazoa, Arthropoda, Insecta, Coleoptera, Curculionidae.